This is a messenger RNA of Amaranthus tricolor (Joseph's coat), 826 nucleotides long. RefSeq lists its product as uncharacterized. The transcript has 5 exons. The record is from RefSeq and is a predicted model, not a curated record. Gene Ontology annotation, cellular component: NuA4 histone acetyltransferase complex; nucleus. Gene Ontology annotation, biological process: regulation of transcription by RNA polymerase II. Lineage: Eukaryota; Viridiplantae; Streptophyta; Magnoliopsida; Caryophyllales; Amaranthaceae. Bases 37 to 429 code for a protein of 130 amino acids.
UUUACUCUUUGAUUCUUGAAACAAGACGAUUGAAAAAUGGGCGGAGGCGGGGGUAAAGAAGAAGAACAAGAUGGCAUGUCGGUACACUCUCCUUGCAAGGCUCCGCCAUCCUCAGCAUCUUCUCUCUCCAAGGAGCAAUCACAAGCUGAAUUGGAGCUUAGAUUUUUGGAGGCACUUGAAAUUUAUCCUCCUGGAAAAUUAAAAGGAUUUUCUGCAUCAGGCAUACAUCACCACUUUGUCCUUUAUGGUGUGACGGAUUUUCUCCGAAGAAGACUUGAUCGUCAAUUCUCUUCCGAAGAAGUGUUGCGCUUAUUAGAUCGUUUCUACAACUUGGAGAUGCUGCGAGGAGAGGAUGAAGAUGCAGAAUUCCCUAACCGCGAAGAGGAGUUCUCUUUGCCACAAAGUUAUUUCACCAAGGAAGAAUCUUGAACAAAGAAACUAAGGGAACAUGUUCUAAAUUUAACCAAUAGCUCACCAGAAUGUUCAAUUUUUGUUGAUCAAAGCACCAUAAUUGCUUUUUUUUUUUUUUUUUUUCUAAAAUUUUGUAUCUAUAUAAUUAUAGAAUGAGCACCUUUGUAAAUGGCCUAGUGUUUUGAGUUUGUUUUUACUCUACCUUUGUAAUGCUUGGCUUGCUUUUAUAAAGUUCGUUUAGGGUCUUGUUUUUGAUGGUAUGAUUGUGGAUGGCCCAUUAUUUGGUUCGACCCGUUAAAAACCAUCACUUGGUAUUUUUCUUUAUUAUCAUCAUCAUAUUUUGCUCAUUAAAGUUAUGAUUAAAAUUUGAGUGAAAAUGUUUUGUUUCAACUCGGCUUUAUCCAAUGGGUUAAAU